Molecule: messenger RNA, 564 nt
Organism: Acaulospora colombiana
Lineage: Eukaryota; Fungi; Glomeromycota; Glomeromycetes; Diversisporales; Acaulosporaceae
Source: the annotation of a GenBank genome assembly
AUGAACUCUAAUGGUGAUGGAUGGGUGUCGUUCACCGCGAUGGAUAUCACUCCCAGUCCGAACAAUAAUGGCAAAUAUUUAUUGGUCUCUACCGACGAUGAAAGCGGUAGAAUAAUCUUAUUUAGAACAUUCAAUGACCACAACAGCAUUAUAAAAGAUGAGAUCAAUGCGAAUCACUCUUUGAUCCAACUUGCAAACUUUUACGAUGAAUUCAUUCCUUUCACCAAUGAUUCACACUCCUCUUCUCUGUCCCGAAAGCUGACGAACCCACGUGUUCUUUGGCACCCGUCCGGUAACUUCUUCUACUCUUACGGUGUAGAUUCAAUUAUUCGUGUGUACUCUUUGCGUACAAAAAAACUAAUUGAUCAAGUCAGAGGACAUAAUGAUGUGGUGAGAGGAAUGUGGUAUGAUGAUGAAAGGGAUUUGUUGAUUACGUGUGGAUUCGAUAAAUGUGUCAAAGUUUGGUGUAGCGAUGAGUUCUCCAGCAAGGAAUUGAUCAAGGGGCUAAGGGACGAAGAGGAGGAAAGGAUGAUGUUGGGAUCGAGAAGAAAUACCAUUGUGUAA